Lolium rigidum is the source of this 932-nucleotide messenger RNA. RefSeq names its product OVARIAN TUMOR DOMAIN-containing deubiquitinating enzyme 1-like. Lineage: Eukaryota; Viridiplantae; Streptophyta; Magnoliopsida; Poales; Poaceae. Gene Ontology annotation, molecular function: ubiquitin binding; cysteine-type deubiquitinase activity. The record is from RefSeq and is a predicted model, not a curated record. Bases 1 to 888 code for a protein of 295 amino acids. Gene Ontology annotation, cellular component: nucleus. The transcript has 11 exons. Gene Ontology annotation, biological process: protein K48-linked deubiquitination.
AUGUGCUGCACCAACUGGUGCAAUACUCCAAAUUUGGUUAUUAAAGACAUCGAGCAAUUGGUGUGGAUUGCCAGUUGCCCUUUUCAGAUUCUUGGACAUUCUUUUUGGAGACAUGAGGAUGCGCCAUGUGAUGAUUUUUCUAUGGUUUUGCAGACAUCGCAGAAUGGCGGCCCCAAAAUUCAUGAAAAGGAGCCUUUAUCAUCUCUAGAGUCUGAGUUUGCAUACGACCCUAUGAAAGAUAAAUCAAAUAAGCUUUUGGCUAAUUACUCUGAAUACCGGAAAGUAGCUGGAGAUGGGAGUUGCUUCUACAGAUCGUUCAUUUAUUCAUAUCUGGAGCUGCUUGUGAAAGUACCUCAUGAGGAGGAACUACGUUUGAUUGGGACACUUGAACCACUGUUGGAGAAGUUCCAAAGACUUGAUUUGCCUGGUUCAUAUUAUCAUGGUCAUGAUGCUUUUGUGAACUUCAUACUGAAAUGUAUGGACCGAAAACAAACUCUAUCAGUAAGUGACUAUGAAGAUUGGCUUUUCCAGGAGAGUCAGAAUGAGCAGAAUUUUGCAAAUAUCAUAUCCUAUCUUCGACUGGUGACAGCGAUUCAGAUAUGCACUGAGGUUGAAAAGUUUAGCGAUGCCAUACCUGAGCUUGAUCCAUUGUAUCCUGAAGGGUGGUGCAGAGGGAAAGUCAUCCCAAUGGAGAAAGAUGCAUUGGAAGUCCAUCUGGUCGCGCUCACGGACGUAUUACAUGUGCCCCUUCGGAUUGUCAUUAUUGACAUUUCACCGAUUGCGGAGCCAAACAUCCACACAAUCUACGAGUCACCAGAGGCUUUUCCCGUAGUUCCUCGUGUGACGCUGCUGUAUAGGCCAGGGCACUACGAUAUCAUCUACCAGUAGUACUUGUAGGAAGUCGUGGAUACCGUAGCAUGAGAUAUACUAUG